CUCAUUGACAUUAUCGUCUUCUCCACUCGUCGAAUGUCGUCACAUCAGCCCCAACAAACAGGUACCGGCCGUCCAGCUCACAACAAGGUCGCCAUCCCUCGCCAAGAGAGACGGAACGAUUCACCCCGCAAGCCAGCCACUGUCAGACAAAAUCGUGUCUCUCGAGCAUGUUUAAGCUGUCGUUCCAGGAAGAUACGGUGCAACGGCGUGCACCCGACAUGCAAGAAUUGCGCAGAGAGUUCUACAAGUUGCGUCUACGCGUCUACUCGGAAAGACAGGUUGAAAAUUGCAACUGAACAUAACGAAGAGAUGAUGGAAUUUCUCAAGUAUCUUCGGACUGGCGUUGGUGACACAGAGAAGAAGAGAAUCGAUGAGAUGCUCAGUGGUGUCAGCGAGGAUGUCGCCGAUGCUGCUUCUACGUUCCGCAAAUCUCAAUCGUCGGAGAUGCUGAAUUCCGACGAGGUUGCGGGUGAGGCCAACGUGUCAGCUGAAGUAGGUUCUAAUGAAGACCUUGAUCAUAUGAAUGAGGAUAUUUUACACGACGAGAAAACCAGAGCUACUGGAUUCUUAGGGAAAAACACCGAAGUACAAUGGCUGCGCCAGCUUGAUCGCGAAACGGAAAAUGCUGCUCAUGGCGGCUCUUUCGAUAGGCCUCAUGGACCACCAGGGCACAGCGCAAACGCAUCAGCUCAGCGUACGGAAGCCCUGAAGGAGCGACAAAAGCAAGAUCAUUCCACAUCACUACAGACGAGUGAAUUUAGUUUUUACCUUGAUGAUGAGGCUAUAGACAUGGAUUUCGUGGUCAACUCCUCAGAACUUCCAUCGCUCGACAUCGCUGAUAGACUUCUUCGAUGCUAUAUGGAAACUGUACAGCCAUACUUUCCAAUCCUCGCUAAGAAGACAUUCGUCAAUCAAUUCUAUCAUUAUUAUGCUGCUUUAGCACAAGGGGCACCUUAUAAGGUUCCUCGGAAGUGGCAGGCAACUUUGAACCUCGUCUUCGCAAUCGGGGCAGCAUUCUCCCAUCUGGUCGAGUCUGAUUGGCGUGCAGAUGAACGCGAUCACUUUCUGUACCACGCUAGAGCUUGGGAAUUAAGCAUCAAAGAUCCAUGGUGGUUUUCCCACCCCGAUUUACCACAAACCCAGAUUACCGGUCUACUAGCCAUCUACUACUUGGCUAUUGGUCAUACUAACAGAGCGUGGAUUCUCACUGGGAUGGCCAUAAGAUUUGGAUUUGGACUCGGAUUACAUAUUCGGAAUGAGGAUCGAAACGCUAGUGUCGUGAAAAAGGAGCUUUUGUCACGCACUUGGUGGGGUUUGUAUACACUGGAAUGCCUGUUAUCUGUUAUGACUGGUAGACCCAGCAUUGGCGUCCAAUCACAUUGCUCCGUAUACCUUCCGCUUCCUAUAUCAUGCGACGAUAUCGAAGAGGCUAGAAUCAAGGCACUAUUCGGAGAGAAUCCGUCACAGCCUACCCACGAGAAAGAGUUCCCACUGUCUGAGACGAUGAGCACACCUUCUUCUGGGAUGUUCAACUACGAGAGAGCAAGAUGUGAUCCUGCCAACGUGGGUACCUACCUCAAAUGCAUCAUUAGGAUAGGUCAAAUCCAACAAAGAAUCUUGACACAGCUCUAUUCACCGCACGUCGUUGCUGAAUCUUGGAAAGAUGUCCAAGAGAUCAUACUCAGGAUCAAUGGAGAACUGGAAAUAUGGGCGGCAUCUAUCCCUCCAGGACUUAACUUUCUUAGCAAUGGAAAGGAAAAACCGAUGACAAGCGAACAAAACAUCCUGUUGCUACAUUAUCGGAGCACAAUCAUCCUUGUCAACCGGCCAUGUCUCUGCCGUCUGGAUCGUCGAAUCCCGAAUCAAACACAAAGCUCUUCUGAUUUCAAUCAAAGAAUGGCUUUGUCCUGUGUCAGUACUGCAAAGGACUUAAGUGCUAGCCUUCCAGAUGACAUGCAAAACGAGAGCGCGAAAGUGUACGAGUUGUUUCCAUGGUGGGCUGUUGUUCACUAUAUCAUGCAAAGUCUUGCUAUUCUUAUGCUGGAAAUCUCCUAUGACGCAGUUAAAGGAUCGGACAUGUCUGAAACAAUAAGUGCUAUGAAGAAACUCGUUCGCUGGCUGCGUGCCCUGAGAGGAAACAACGGAAUGGCCAGACGCGCUUAUACCAUCGUUCUCGACCUACUGCGGAAGAUGGCCAGCAACACACAGCUUGACAUAUCUGAUCUUCUUCUGGAAGAUAGCGCACAUAACGCACCAACUGAUUACGACUUGACUCAGGCGGUGGGACUUUAUACGCAACCAUUUUUCAGCGAAGAAUAUCUCGAUCGGUAUUCGUUUCCAAAUGCAUACGCCGAUUAUUCAAACCCCGGGGUUUAUCAAACAAAUCUCUUCCACACUGGACAUGAUCAGCAGAACCCCUUUCCGUUUCUAGGAUACGUACCAAUGGAUGACUCUCCCGACAAUUAUCGGCCAAGCGGGUAGAUUGAGGCCGGGGUUGGGUUGGUAACAGCGUAAAUAAGAAGGACAAGACUCUAUACUGUUACUAGAAGAAAUUGAGGCAAACUUAAAUGUCGGGUGUCCGACAGAUGUAGCGAACCAUUUGUAGGCAAUCUCUUACAAUCUAAUCUAUGAGUGAGGCUGUCAUUUGAAAGUGAUAAUCUUUCUCCCCAAGACUAGCGCUAACAACCCCCUUGUCAUGGCUGGUCUUUGAUUGUUACUCUCAACCAACCUCUGCCUACUUACUGCAUCUGCCGCAUUUAUGCAUGUGCAAAUGCUUCCAGUCGAAAUAUCGCCCCUUCCGCUCAUUGUACAGCCGCGCCCAAGCGGCUUAGUCUCAGGAAUGUACAUUCGGCGUCCACCUAUCAUUAGAUCGCGAACAUUGAACACACCAAUAUGAAGAU
Molecule: messenger RNA, 2900 nt
Organism: Periconia digitata
Lineage: Eukaryota; Fungi; Ascomycota; Dothideomycetes; Pleosporales; Periconiaceae
Source: the annotation of a GenBank genome assembly